Penicillium verhagenii is the source of this 1011-nucleotide messenger RNA. RefSeq names its product amidohydrolase family protein. Gene Ontology annotation, molecular function: carboxy-lyase activity; hydrolase activity. The record is from RefSeq and is a predicted model, not a curated record. Gene Ontology annotation, cellular component: cytoplasm; cytosol. Bases 1 to 1011 code for a protein of 336 amino acids. NCBI's taxonomy places the organism in Eukaryota, Fungi, Ascomycota, Eurotiomycetes, Eurotiales, Aspergillaceae. The transcript has 2 exons. Gene Ontology annotation, biological process: secondary metabolic process.
AUGGAGAAAAUUGAUUUGCACGCCCAUUGCGUACCUGCGUCUUACCGCGAGUACUGUCUUCAGAAUGACUUUGCAGGAAGAGGCCAUCCCGAUGGAAUGCCAGCCAUACCCGACUGGGAUGCGCUAUCUCACAUCGAGUUGAUGAAGAAACUCAACAUCAAAAAAUCCGUUCUCAGCAUGUCUUCACCAGGCACACAUCUGACCCCAGGCAAUGACCAAGAAGCCCGAAUCGUGACCCGCCGAGCCAACGAGGACAUGUCAAAGACCUGCAUCGAGCACCCAGACCACUUCCUCUUCUUCGCAUCUCUCCCGCUCCCAGACGUCGAAGGCUCUCUAGCCGAAAUCGACUACGCACUCGACCACCUCGGCGCCGUGGGCUUCCAAAUACUAACCAACUCACACGGCAUCUACGCCGGCGACCCACGCUUCGUCCAAGUCUUCGACAAACUCAGCGAAAGAAAGGCAACCGUCUUCUUCCACCCAACAAGCUGCCACAUGCAGCACCCGGAGACCGCAUCCGUGAUUCGCGUAACCCCGAACCCGGGCGUCCCGAGCCCCCUGAUGGAGUUCAUGUUCGACACCACCCGCUCCAUCGCGAGUCUCAUCACCUCUGGCACGGUGAGUAGGUGUCCCGGUAUUACUUUCCUCGUGUGUCACUGUGGAGCCACUUUCCCGCCUAUUCUCGCGCGGAUCGCGGAGUUCUCGAGGUUCUUGUCUACGGGCGGGGAGUCUGUGUCACAGGAGGAGAUCAAGAAUAUAUUGCAGACGCGGUUCUAUAUUGAUCUUGCUGGUGUGCCGUUCCCGGAUCAGAUCCAUGGUAUGCUUCGUGUUGUUGAUACAUCGAGACUCUUGUAUGGAAGUGACUAUCCAUACACCCCGGCGCCUGUCGCUGGGGCUUUGGCCCAGAAGUUGGAUGAGGGUCUAGAAGAGAAUUUUGGGGUUGAAGUAGCGCAGAGAGUCUUGUUUAAAAACGCGGAGGAGUUCAUCUCCAAACUCCGGCCGGAUGCUUAA